GAAGGCCUGAGAACCACGCAUGGAGUGCUGGUGGUAUAAUUCCCAGUGCAAGGGCAGGAGACUGAUGUCCCAGCUCAGCAGUCAGGCAGAGAAGGGGGGAAUUCUCCCUUCCUCUAUUAUUUUUUCUAUCCAGGCCCUCAAUGGAUUGAUGAUGCUGAUCCACAUUGGGGAGGGCACUCCACUUUACUGAGCCUACCAAUUCAAAUGCUGAUCUCAUCUGGAGACACUCUUACGAACACACCUAGAAAGAAUGUUCAGCCAAAUACCUGGACUCCCCACGAUCUGGUCAAGUUGACACAUAAAAUUAACCAUCACAACUUCCUUCUGUACGAAUGGAUGAUUCAGAGCCCUCCAAGGGCCAGUCCAUCUCACAGAAUCAGAAAACAUUGAGGUCGAGAAGACCCUGCCUGCUCGUAUGGUCCAUGGAGAAGAGCUAAGCACCACGGAGCCUGAGUGUCUGAUUCAUAGUCUGCUUCCUGUGGGACCUGGAACAAAUCACUCAACUGCUCUGAACCUGUACCCUUGCUCUUGCUGGGCCUCAGCAUCAUCUGAGGAGCUCUGAAAAUCCUGUGCUCUAUGCCUGGCUGACAUACUAAAACCAAGGAUUUAUCAAAGGGGAUAUCAGAGCCUCACUUCAUCCUGGAAGGUGCAAGCAGAUUUGACAUCCAACAAGGACAGGCAGGAGAUUGCUGGUUCCUGGCAGCCCUGGGCUCCUUGACACAGAACCCACAGCAUCUACGGAGGAUCCUGAUGGACCAAAGCUUUUCACACCCGUAUGCGGGAAUUUUCCGUUUUCGGUUCUGGCAAUGUGGCCAAUGGGUGGAAGUAGUGAUUGAUGAUCGCCUGCCAGUCCUGAAUAAGGAUUACCUCUUUGUGCAUCCUCGCAAAAACCAAGAGUUUUGGCCCUGCCUGCUGGAGAAAGCCUACGCCAAGUUUCGAGGGUCAUAUCUCCAUCUGCACUAUGGCCACCUCCCUGAUGCCAUGGUGGACCUCACAGGAGGGGUGAUCACCACUGUCAACCUGCACUCCUCCCCUUCCGACCUGGUGAUGAUGGUAAAGAUGGCAGCCAAGGCGGGCUCCCUGAUGACCUGCGCCACCCCAGCGGGACCAACAGGUGAGGCCACGAGAAUGCCAAAUGGCCUGGUGAGUCAGCAUGCCUAUACAGUGACAAGAGCCGAGCGGAUUUGGUACAGGAGUGGCUGGGAAGAUCUUAUCCACCUGUGGAACCCCUGGGGCAACACUGAAUGGAGAGGGCGCUGGAGCGAUGGGUCUCUGGAGUGGCAGGAAAUCCAUAACCAACAGAAAAGCCAGCUGUAUGAGGAGGAUAAAAACGAUGGCGAGUUUUGGAUGUCAUGUCGAGAUUUCCAAGAGAACUUCUCCUGCUUGUUUAUAUGUAACCAAUUUCCAAUCCUCCUGGACCAUGGAAACAUGCCCCAUGAAAGAUGGUCCCAAAACACGUUUAACGACCGUGCAAUUCCAGGCAACACUACAGAAGGACUUCAGAGGGAGACACAAUCCAUCUUCUCUGUGCUCGAGAGCAUGGAAGGAUACAAUGUCGUCAUGUCCUUCAACGUCAAGCCACAAAAUUUAAAGGCAAAAGACGAGAAAUUUCCACUCAGCUUCCAUGUGUUCAAGAUUGACCCUCAGUUCCAGCACUUCAAGAAGUUGCCGCCCACAUUUUUUUCCCAGUUCAGAAAUGCUGACAUUUCUGUCAAAGUUUCUGAAACUAUGUGCAACCUCACGAAGUGCUUCAGUCUGAACCCUGGGACCUAUGUAGUGGCUGCCACUGCACACACAGAAGCAGUUGAUUUCCUGCUCCGAAUCUUCCUGAAAAUGCCAGAUAGUGACAGGCACUUGGGCAGCAAUUUCCGCCUCAGACCAUUGAAGCCAAGUCUUCCAGAAAAUGGCUUCCAACAAAGAAUUUUCUACAAAUAUGCUCAUCAGGGACUGGACAUUGAUGCCACCCAGCUUCAGGACCUUCUCAACCAGGAAUUCCUGAAAGGACCUCCAGGGGACACUUUCUCCUUGGAUGAGUGCCGGAGCAUCGUAGCCCUGAUGGAUCAGCUGAAAGUGAAUGGGAGGCUUGACCAAGAUGAGUUUUCAAGGCUGUGGAGGCGUCUUGUCCACUACCAGAGUGUUUUCCAGAACACCCAGGAGAACUCUGGAGUUUUCCUGAGCCAGGAUUUGUGGAAGACCAUAAAAGCUACAGACUUUCUUGCAGAGGUCUCCAUCAGCGAUGAGCUGCUGGACCUCAUGGCUCUCCGGUACAGUGACGGUGCUGGCAGGAUCAGCUUCCCCAGCCUGGUCUGCUUCCUGAUGCGGCUUGAAGUCAUGGCAAAGGCUUUCCAGAACCUAUCCACGGAUGGAGAAGGACUCUACCUGACAAAAAGGGAGUGGAUGAACCUGGUCAUGUACAACUGAGCAAGGGGAAGAGCAGACUCCAGAGUCCAGGACAAGCUCCCAGGGAUUACUCAAGAAUCCAGCUCUCAUUCCAGGAGGCUGUGCUGCCCCUGUGGUUGUGAUACACUGAAUCCUGCCUCAUCUGAAAUGUAGUCAAAGCCGCCUUUGAGGAGCCUCAGCCAGGUCCUCAGAUGGUCAGGCUCUGGUAAGCCUGAGGUUACAGAGCAGGUCAUCUGAGCCCUUUGGGACACCAGCCCGGAAUCCCCUGGAAAAUGAAGCAAGAGAUGUUCCACUGUGGGAAAAAAAGGGGAGAAGCUAUAUCUUGCUUCACUGCCACCAGUCCAAUCCAUUUCUUGGAAGAGAAAUGACCACAGGGUGCUGUGUGUCACACAGGAGCGGUCCACUGGGCAUUUGCGGAAUAAUCUUACUCUCCAGUGUCUGAAUUCUGAGUGUUUCACAGCCAAAGGGCAAAAUAAAAUAUG
This is a messenger RNA of Equus quagga, 2882 nucleotides long. It is a transcript of the gene CAPN13, whose product is annotated as calpain 13. The record is from RefSeq and is a predicted model, not a curated record. Gene Ontology annotation, molecular function: calcium ion binding; calcium-dependent cysteine-type endopeptidase activity. Gene Ontology annotation, cellular component: cytoplasm. Gene Ontology annotation, biological process: proteolysis. The transcript has 22 exons. NCBI's taxonomy places the organism in Eukaryota, Metazoa, Chordata, Mammalia, Perissodactyla, Equidae. Bases 751 to 2421 code for a protein of 556 amino acids.